Messenger RNA from Amaranthus tricolor (Joseph's coat), 2125 nucleotides. Its product is annotated as glutamine synthetase leaf isozyme, chloroplastic. Bases 509 to 1804 code for a protein of 431 amino acids. NCBI's taxonomy places the organism in Eukaryota, Viridiplantae, Streptophyta, Magnoliopsida, Caryophyllales, Amaranthaceae. Gene Ontology annotation, molecular function: glutamine synthetase activity. The transcript is spliced from 14 exons. The record is from RefSeq and is a predicted model, not a curated record. Gene Ontology annotation, cellular component: cytoplasm.
UUCUGUUUUAAAUGAUAUUAAUUUUUGGACGAAAUUCUAGGGAAGAAAGUGAAUAGCUUACAAUCACUUUUUAAGAGUCCAUUUCCCCUUUGAGGAUAUUGUUUGCUCUGUUUGGCUUUCCCAAAAAGUCAAUGCAUAGCUUUAGAUUGAUUAUUAAGCUAAAUUUGUAUACAGCAAUGAAACAAAUGAGCAUGUGAGUCAGUCGAUACAAACAAGAAUCUAAAUCAUCACAAACAAAUUGAUGUUCCAUUAAUUUAGUCCAGAGAUUCUUUUGCAUCCUCUAAAUCUUGUUCAGAUUGUUUAUUCACCACUCAAUUUGAGCAUCCCUAUCCUCUAUGGAAAAGCCACACUUCAUUUUCAACCAUUAUUGCACACUCCACACUACCCAUUUCAUUCUGCUUACACUCCCUCCCUCUUUCUCACUCCUUUAUCUCUCUAUAUUCAUCUCUCUCUAGCUUAUUCACGACGCCGAUCACCCUUUUCCGAACCCAGGUAAAAGUGACCAAACAUGGCACAAAUACUUGCACCUUACAUGCAAUGUCAGAUGAAGUUUUCAAAAGGCUCAACAAGUUCAAUGACAUCAAAUCCUUGGACUUCAAUAUUUCUUAAAGAAAAUAAAAAGGAAUCAAUUAAAUGCUCUAGUAAGUUCAGAGUAUGUGCUUCUCUCCAAUCUGAAAAUAGCACAAUAAACAGGGUGGAGCAGCUACUCAACUUGGAUGUCACUCCAUACACUGAUAAGAUAAUUGCAGAGUACAUUUGGAUUGGAGGAUCUGGUAUUGAUGUUCGUAGCAAAUCAAGGACAAUCUCUAAACCUGUUGAGCACCCAUCUGAGCUUCCCAAGUGGAAUUAUGAUGGCUCAAGCACUGGACAAGCGCCAGGAGAGGACAGUGAAGUAAUCUUAUACCCUCAAGCAAUUUUUAAGGAUCCAUUCCGUGGUGGUAAUAAUAUCCUUGUAAUCUGUGACACAUACACACCAGCAGGCGAACCCAUCCCUACUAAUAAAAGAUACAGGGCUGCGCAGAUCUUUAGCAACCCAAAGGUUGUUUCUGAGAUUCCAUGGUUUGGAAUAGAGCAGGAAUACACGUUGCUCCAACAAAAUGUUAAAUGGCCUUUGGGAUGGCCUGUGGGAGCCUAUCCUGGUCCUCAGGGUCCAUACUAUUGUGGUGCUGGUGCUGACAAAUCUUUUGGACGUGACAUAUCUGAUGCUCAUUACAAAGCUUGCUUGUAUGCUGGCAUCAACAUUAGUGGCACAAAUGGGGAAGUUAUGCCUGGCCAGUGGGAAUUCCAAGUUGGCCCAAGUGUUGGUAUUGAAGCUGGAGAUCAUAUCUGGUGUGCGAGAUAUAUUCUUGAGAGAAUUACUGAACAAGCUGGUGUGGUUCUAACUCUUGAUCCAAAGCCUAUUGAGGGUGAUUGGAACGGUGCAGGUUGCCAUACCAAUUACAGUACAAAGACCAUGAGAGAAGAUGGUGGUUAUGAAGCAAUUAAGAAGGCAAUUUUGAAUCUAUCAUUACGCCACAAGGACCAUAUCAGUGCAUAUGGAGAAGGAAAUGAACGAAGGUUGACAGGGAAGCACGAGACCGCCAGCAUUGACACAUUCUCUUGGGGUGUUGCCAAUCGUGGUUGCUCUAUCCGUGUGGGUCGUGACACGGAAAAGGCAGGCAAAGGUUAUCUGGAAGAUAGGCGGCCUGCUUCAAACAUGGACCCAUAUGUGGUAACAGGUUUGCUUGCAGAAACUACAAUACUUUGGGAACCAACACUUGAGGCUGAGGCACUUGCAGCCCAAAAACUCGCUCUUAAUGUGUAAUUCAAUCAUAAAUCGUAUGAGAAUGUCGCAUAUUCACAUGAACGAGGGAACUCUUUCACGUGCCCAGAAUUUGCUUAUUUUUAGUUUUUAGUAUCCUGGGUAUGUGAGUGUUUUCUUUCAUGACCUAUGCUUCUGAUCAUUGUUUGAUUUGGGAGUUCAAGAGAAGAAUAAUUUGUAACUGUUGCCUUCUUUAUUUUUGCUCUUAUGAAGCUCAAGCUCAGUAUUAGUUAUAUUCCAGUUUUAGGAAUGAACUUCAAAAUCCUUUGUUACUCAUCUUCAACCUCAUUGAAUAUACACUUAUGUCCCUUUAGUUUGCUGCAA